AUGACUCUCUGCCCGUGCUUUGGUUCUCAGUCCAGACCUGCACAUCCUGAGGAUGGAGGCAGGGCAAAGAAGGCUGUCCCUAAAGCCGUCACUAUCUCUGUGGCUAGUGGGGCUUCUCUGCUAAAGCGGCUGCAAGACCAUGAGGGUGACCGAGUGGAGACAUACCGGGAGCUGGAGAGCUUCUUGCAAGGAGACGAUGGCAGUUUGCAGAGCGGUGUCGUGAACCGCCUGAUAGCAGAGGUGUCCAGUGACAUGCGAGCAGCCCAGGGUGUGACAGAUGAUGUGAAGAUGGCUGCUAGCGACGUCCUGGUGGCUCUGGCCCGCUCCCGCUUCCACUUUGUCAUGUCUGAGCUCCAGAGCCACCUGAAGGCCAUGGGGAAGGUCCCUGAUGAGAUCGUGCUCCUCACCUUGGGCAAAAUGGCCCGCAGCUACGCCCUGCGGUGCAUCCCCUUCGUGGGAAUGACGCUGCUUGCCCUGCGUGCCAUGCUGAGCCGGGUGGGGAGUGGCCGGAUCCUGCGCGCCGUCUGCAGUGUUCUGGAGCAAUGGUCAAAAGGGGUCAAUACAUACUUCGGCAGCCAGGAGCAAUGCGCCUUCCCUCGCAACGGGGAAGCGCAGCUCUGUGAAGACAUUUACCCAGUCUUCUGUUACGUGUUGGUAAAUUGGCUGGGCUGCGAGGAAGAAGAGGGCAGAAGGGAAAGGGAAACCCCUCCCAGUGGGAAGGGCAGACUGGUGUGCAGGCGAUGCUGA
Gavia stellata (red-throated loon) is the source of this 747-nucleotide messenger RNA. RefSeq names its product maestro heat-like repeat-containing protein family member 2A. The record is from RefSeq and is a predicted model, not a curated record. The transcript is spliced from 7 exons. Gene Ontology annotation, cellular component: cytoplasm. The coding region runs from base 1 to 747 and encodes 248 amino acids. NCBI's taxonomy places the organism in Eukaryota, Metazoa, Chordata, Aves, Gaviiformes, Gaviidae.